AGGCAAUAUACACACACAUAUAUAUAGCUAGCUGGCUGAGAGCUGGCUUUAGACUCUUUGGUUCAAUCAAUGUGGCUUCACAGUUAGGUACUCUGUGAUUAUCCACCUUGUAAUUAUACUCUAAAAACUAGGGUUUGUAAUAGAUGUAUUGAUUAGGGUUUUGUAAAUUAAAGUUUUCAACUUUUCGACUUUUCAUAGACCAAGCAAAGAGAAAAAAAAAAAAAAUAUAUAUAUAUAUAUAAACACGUACUAGCAAAGCAAGUACAGAGGUGCGGUGGUGGUGGUGAACACGUAGUGGUCGGAGGGUUAGCCGGAGAAGAGGAUGAGCGCUUCGAGGUUCAUCAAGUGCGUCACCGUCGGCGACGGAGCUGUUGGAAAGACUUGUAUGCUUAUCUCCUACACCAGCAACACAUUCCCUACUGAUUAUGUGCCGACUGUUUUUGACAAUUUUGGUGCAAACGUGGUUGUGGAUGGGAGCACCGUUAAUUUAGGGCUGUGGGAUACUGCAGGUCAGGAGGAUUACAAUAGAUUAAGACCUCUGAGCUAUCGUGGGGCUGAUGUCUUUAUACUUGCAUUUUCUCUCAUUAGCAAGGCCAGCUAUGAAAACAUCUCAAAAAAGUGGAUUCCUGAAUUGAGGCAUUAUGCUCCUGGGGUUCCAGUAGUUCUUGUUGGAACGAAGCUUGAUCUUAGGGAAGAUAAGCAGUUCUUUGUACACCACCCUGGUGCAGUGCCCAUUACAACAGCUCAGGGUGAGGAGCUGAGACAGCUGAUUGGAGCUGCUUCUUACAUUGAAUGUAGUUCAAAAACCCAACAGAAUGUGAAGGCUGUUUUUGAUGCGGCGAUUAAGGUGGUUCUCCAACCACCAAAGCAGAAGAAGAAAAAGAAGAAAAGGGGACAAAAAGUGUGUGCUAUCCUGUAAGAAUUUCUUGCAGGAGGAAAAGAUGACCAACUGACUAAUUACCCCUUAGUUUCUUGAUCUCUCUCAUUAUCCUUUCACCUCGAGGAAGCAGCAGCACGCAUUGGUUUGUAGUCGUGACUGACUCUACUAGGAAGCUUUGUUGCAGCAGCAUCAAGUGGUUGGUUGGUUGUUGCUUUCUCAGUUGUGUGUUGUUUUGUAUAUUGAUGAAUGUGUUUGGUAUGAGUACUGCUCUUUUAUUUCCUGGUGUCCAGUUUUGCAUAAUGUGUUAACCCAGAUUGUGGAAAAUGUUUCUAUAAAAUAACAAACUGUUUCAUCUUGUAGACCAUGUCUGAUUUCAUUCUCUUUAUGCUUAUAUAGAAAUAUUUGUGAUUA
This is a messenger RNA of Camellia sinensis, 1291 nucleotides long. RefSeq names its product rac-like GTP-binding protein 5. Gene Ontology annotation, molecular function: GTP binding; GTPase activity. Gene Ontology annotation, biological process: small GTPase-mediated signal transduction. The record is from RefSeq and is a predicted model, not a curated record. NCBI's taxonomy places the organism in Eukaryota, Viridiplantae, Streptophyta, Magnoliopsida, Ericales, Theaceae.